AUGGGCUCUAAGCAUAGUAAAGUCCAAGCCGUCAACAUCGACUUCAACGCUCAGCCGUCGGGCGAGGAGUCUGACCUCCACAAAAAGUUGGUCGAGGUCACUAGUAAGACGGCGGACAUCCUCGACAAGAUCUCGAACUAUAAGGCAAAAGAGGCUGAGAUCCGUUGCGCCAUUGCAACGCCAUCAGCCGAAACGGAAGAAGCUGCUUGGCGCGCUAUUAUCCCACAAGUCCAGUUGAUCAACAGUUUCUUCGAGUUUUCGCGAAGCAUGAAAACACAGUUUUCGGAGGCGAUGAGUGUUGUGAGCCGCACUAAUGGGACUCUGUCGGUCACAAAUCUUCAGGCGACAACCGUCCAAAUCAUGGAGUUAAUCGAUUUCGCGAUUCAAUUUGACAACAAGAAACUCAUGAACCCGGGACUGCAAAACGACUUUUCGUACUACCGCCGGUCUGUCGGGAAAAUGAAACAGAAACACCGCGAAGAUGUUGUACUAAGAGAUGAUGUUACAAAUCAGAUAUCAAUGUUUUUUGCGUUUGCUGCGCCAAUGGUGCUAUGUUUAAGUGAGACUGCGACAGAGAGCGUGAAGGGUGGGACCAAUUUGGAAAACUUUGCGUCGUUCCUCAGUGUGGUUGCAAGCUCUUGUUGUGGCAGUGCAAUGGUCAAAGGACAAGACGCGGUGAAAAACUUACGAAUUAUGACUGGGUGUAUACUCUUGUAUGACACUGUUGUUCCAACUGGUGUUUUUAACACAAAAGGCAAAUUCAAUAUUCUUGACUGUGUUAGGGCUUUGAAAGGGUUUGAAACAAAUAGAGACGAAGUGGACUUGCUUGUCAACGCACUCAAGUUCUCAACCAAGCAUUUUAACGAUAGCGACACACCCAAGAACGUACUUGCGCUAUUGCUCUAG
This is a messenger RNA of Entamoeba invadens IP1, 906 nucleotides long. RefSeq lists its product as hypothetical. Bases 1 to 906 code for a protein of 301 amino acids. Gene Ontology annotation, molecular function: small GTPase binding. NCBI's taxonomy places the organism in Eukaryota, Evosea, Mastigamoebida, Endamoebidae. The record is from RefSeq and is a predicted model, not a curated record. Gene Ontology annotation, biological process: regulation of actin filament polymerization. The transcript has 2 exons.